AUGGAGAACCCCAUCACUCCACCGGGGCCACUGACGUAUCCGUAUCAUGCGGGCGUUGGAAUGGAGAAAGAAAUAAACAACUACCAUCCUGGCGGAUUCCACCCCAUCCUGAUCGAUGAUGUCUUAGAUAGCCGCUUCAAAGUGGUAAACAAGCUAGGCUGUGGUGCUGAAGCCACCGUGUGGCUUUGCAGGGAUGUAAUUCUGGGUAAAUGGCGUGCCAUCAAAAUCUACGCGGCCGAAUCCUCCCACGAGGACCUUGCCAGCGUGAAGCUAACCCGGCCAAACCCGGAACAACCAUCUAUCUUGGCCACAUCGCUUGGGCACUUCUGGGUCGUCGGGCCUAACGGCCGCCAUCUCUGCGCCGUGCAGCCCCUCCUGGGGCCUCGGGUAUCUGAUGUAGCAUUCCAUUGCCGGCGUGAACCCAUGUUCCUUAGAGAUCUCUGCCGACAGCUGGCCAAGACGGUGCACCUGCUCCAUAAAAAGGGGUUCUGCCACGGCCGCAUCCACCCCGGCAAUCUCCUGUUUUUGGUCAACGACACCAUCCACGAGUUGACCGAAAAGCAAAUUAACGCCCUUGUUGGCGGUCGGCAUCUCGAGCGAGUGUACCGAAUCAUCGCUCGGCAACGUCGGGACCGCGACUACGACAGCGACUACGAGAGCGACUACGACAGCGAAUACGACAGCGACUACCAUGCCUACGAGGUCGCCGACUACUACCCGGGCUACUACCCGGAGCUGUGUGCCGAACUCCACGCCCGCCAGCCCGGCUAUGAGUGUAGCUGCAACGGCCCGACUUCCGCGAGGUACAACCACCCCUCGCUGCCCGCCGGCAUGCCCAAGUACGCCCUCCGCCCGAAGCCGCUCAGCAUCCCUGCCUUAACACCCGUCGCCAACGACCGCCGCAUGUACACGAUGCACACCAUUGCCCUGGCUGACCUUGACACUUGUGUUAAGUACACUCCCGACACCAACAACACCAACAACACCAACAACACCAACAACAAUACCAACAACGCCACUCCCGCUCCCACUCCCAUCCUCACCCCCCACCCCCCCAACGGCUUCGCCGCCCCCGAAACCUGGGCCACCACCAACCCCCCCAGCGACCGUCCCGACCCGCGCGCCGGGGACGUCUGGUCGCUGGGCGCGGCCAUGUUCGCCGCGGUCUGCGGGAUCGACCCCUUCUGCGACAGCGGCCGGGGCGGGUGGUGCGUGCUGCGGUCGCUACGUUCCUACCUGGGCGCGCCGCCGACGGGUUGGGCGCGGGGCUGGGGCCCCGCGGCGAGGAGGAAGGUUGCGCAGGGGGCCAAGGUGGAGAAGAGGGUCUGGGGGGAGAGGGUGAGGAGGGAGGAGAUGUGCGGGACGGGGGAUUGGAUGGAGGAGAGUCUGUUGGUGCGGCUGAGGUUUUUGGCGUGGACGGUGGAGGAGGAGUGGGAUGAGUACGAGGAGUUGGGUUGUGAUUGGUUUCGUCACAUGCAGACGGGGGAGGAUGGGGAGGAUCAGCUGGAGUGUGAACCGUUUAUGAGCAGGGAGGAUAUAAGGUUGUUUGCGGACUUGUUGGGCAAGAUGUUCCAGUGGCGGCCGGAGGACAGGAUUAGCAUGGAGGAGGUGGUGAACCAUCCCUGGAUCAGGGAUGGGGAUUCAGAUAGGGAUUAA
Messenger RNA from Chaetomium fimeti, 1656 nucleotides. RefSeq names its product kinase-like domain-containing protein. The record is from RefSeq and is a predicted model, not a curated record. Lineage: Eukaryota; Fungi; Ascomycota; Sordariomycetes; Sordariales; Chaetomiaceae. The transcript has a single exon. The coding region runs from base 1 to 1656 and encodes 551 amino acids. Gene Ontology annotation, biological process: protein phosphorylation. Gene Ontology annotation, molecular function: protein kinase activity; ATP binding.